UUCGCACAUCAAACUCCAAAUCUCCUCUGUUUUUACUUUCUUUCCAAGCAAUCAAUGGUUUGCUCUAAUUGUGUUUUAUCCAUUCCCUCUUCUUCUUAUAUUCCAUUCCAUUUCCCAUUGUUUCCAUUGCCAAAUCAACAAUUUCCCACACAUACCAAAACCCCUUCAACAAUGGCGAUUACGAAGCAACAUUUGAUCCCGCUUUUCGCUAUCUCAUUUCUCUUGUUUUCCCAGCUCCAUUGCUCAACAACUUCAGCCCAAGCUCCGGCUCAGUCUCCCGCACCACCUGGUCCACCAGACGUCGCCAAAAUCCUGCAAAAAGCCGGCCAAUACUCCGUCUUCGUUCGUCUUCUCAAAUCCACCCAAGUCUCCGACCGUCUCAUUGGCGAGCUCAAAGAUACAGAUGAUGGGAAGACCAUUUUUGCCCCCACUGAUAAGGCUUUCUCCGCCCUCAAAUCUGGUGCCUUGAAUUCACUCAACGAUGAACAAAGGGUUCAGCUGGUGCUAUUUCACGUCGUCCCAGAUUAUAUCCCAUUUUCCCAAUUCCAAACAGUUAGCAACCCUAUGAGAACACAAGCCGGAGAUAGCGGCGACGGUGAGUUUCCUCUCAACGUCACCACUUCGGGAAACACAGUGGUUUUAAAGACGGGGCUGAUGAAAACCAGUGUUAGUGGUACCAUUUAUACCGAUGGUCAGCUGGCUGUUUAUCGAGUCGAUCAGGUGCUUCAACCUUUGCAAGUCUUCGCUGCUAGGUCUUCAGCUCUGGCACCGGCACCGGGAAUGUCUAGGAAGGCUGCUGACGUUGAUGGGAACUCCAAAGCUUCGAGCCUUGCCAUGCAAAACUUAGCUUUGUUUGUAGUUAGUGUUAUAGCUUUUGCACUUUCUUUGUGACAAUAAAAGGGUUUUGAUAGGAUUUCGUGAUGGAAAAUUCGGGGACCUCCACUUAUUGCCUAUGGUUCUCUUCUCUCAUGGGCUAUUGAAGAUGAAAGUUGUGAUUUGUGCGUGCAAAUUUUCUUGUUUUUUUUUUUUGUGAAUUAUGAUUGUUAUUAUUAUAUAUUUAAUAUCCAUAAACAUAUAUAAUUCUUUUUGUUUUUAAAAUUAAGAGUGUGUUUUAAUAUCUUCGUAAUUGAAUUUGAAUGUAAUUUGAUUUGAAUGUCUGAUUGGACAACACAGGGUAAUUGUGUGAAAAUGUAAUUAUUAAUGUAGAAGUUACACUCUCUUGUAAUUAUAAAGAA
Molecule: messenger RNA, 1235 nt
Organism: Gossypium arboreum
Lineage: Eukaryota; Viridiplantae; Streptophyta; Magnoliopsida; Malvales; Malvaceae
Product: fasciclin-like arabinogalactan protein 12
Exons: 1
Coding region: 55-891 (278 amino acids)
Source: RefSeq, a predicted model, not a curated record